CUGAGGAGCAGUCUGCCGCUGUGGCGGUUCCUGAGGUGGCAGAACACCCUCUGCAACCUCAGCUCACUUUUUAAGCCACUCUGAGCCACCACCAAGAACACAAAGUCUAGAUUAUAAAGACGACAGAUAGAGCUGAAAAUAGACCCUUCUGCUGGAGGAAAUCCAAGACUUUGAAAAGCUGAAUAACUGCUUUUUUUGUUGUGUGUGUGUGUGUGUAUGUGUGUGUGUGUGUGUGACACAGUGUCUGAGAUACUGCUGCUCAGAAGGGGAGACUCACACUGCAGUUUUAGAGGAUGGCAGAGGAGUCCAAAGGGAGAUGAAAAGAGGAGAGCAGCAGAGGUUUGUGUGCGGAACUUCAGAGCUGCACACGUCUUUUGUCCUGAGCUCUGCCUGCACACUUGGACCGGAGCUGACAAUGAAGAUGAGCAUGGAAUUCAGAUGGAUCGGUCAAGACAAGUUAUCAAUAUAGAGCUUCGUGUUUGGAGUUACACCUGAGAGUGACUGCAUCUGAUGGAUUACGCUGUUUUCUACGAGCUGCUGACAUGAAUUCAGAGGCCAGUGAGAUGUGGAAGUGCUCGCCUUCAGGAGAAAUCUGAGACCUGGAUGAGCCCUCGAGCACAACGAGAAAAUUCAAGUGAAGGAGACAAACCAUGGACUUGUUAUGGUGUGGCAUCGGACCGACCGUGUGCUUUUAACCCGUUUGUAGCACCCUCUACCCCUCACCCCAUGUCACAGCUUUCCCUGAAUUAUGGAAAUUUUGUGGAAGACGCUGACUUGGACAUUGAGCCUGGUGGUGAUGGCUGCUUCUGAAUUUCAAAGCAUCAACAGACCUUCACACAACUCUCAAGAGGAGUUCCUGUCCUACCUGCAGCACUACCAGCUGACUGUCCCGGCGCUGGUGGAUGAGAACGGAGAGUUCCUGAGCUACACUGUGAAGCACCACCGGCCGGGCCGACGGAGACGCGGGGCGGUGGACCCCAUGAUGGGACAGCCGCCUGCGUUAGACCCGGACCCCCGAGAGUCCCGGCUCUUCUACAGACUGUCAGCCUACGGAAAGCACUUUCACUUAAACCUGACGCUCAACCCCCACCUAGUGUCAAAACAUUUUACAGUGGAGUAUUGGGGCAAAGAAGGGCUGGAGUGGCGUCAUAACCUGGUAGAUAACUGUCACUAUGUUGGAUUCUUGCAAAAUCAGCAAAGCACGACCAGAGUGGCGCUCAGCAACUGCAAAGGCCUGCACGGUGUUAUAACAACAGAGGACGAACAGUAUAUGAUAGAGCCAUUAAAGAACAUAUCCUCCACCACCUCCGGUGAAUGGAACCUGGAAGAAGCACAGCAACAUGUUAUUUAUAAAAUGUCUGCCAUUCCCUCACCACAAGAGCAUAGCCAGGAGUUCAGCUGUGGCAUUUCAGACCUCAUUAAAAGCAGUGCACCUUGCCAGUCCAGCACGCCAUCCCCUGUCCACUCGUCCCCCGCACCCCAGAACGACAGCGAGCAGUCGAACAGCACCCACAGACAGAGGCGCUCCGUUAGCAGUGAGCGCUUCGUGGAGACGCUUGUGGUCGCUGAUAAAAUGAUGGUCGGUUACCACGGACGCAAAGACAUUGAGCACUACAUCUUGUCUGUAAUGAAUAUUGUUGCCAAACUUUACCGUGAUGCCAGUCUAGGAAAUGUUGUGAACAUUAUUGUGACCCGGUUGAUUGUUCUGACUGAAGAUCAGCCAAACCUGGAGAUUAACCAUCAUGCUGACAAGUCUCUGGACAGUUUCUGUAAGUGGCAGAAGUCCAUCCUGUCUCAUCACAGCGAUGGCAACAGCAUUCCUGAAAAUGGGAUGGCUCAUCAUGACAACGCUGUCCUAAUCACCCGGUAUGACAUCUGCACCUACAAGAACAAACCCUGCGGUACCUUAGGCUUGGCCUCAGUGGCUGGAAUGUGCGAGCCGGAGAGGAGCUGCAGCAUCAAUGAAGACAUCGGCCUUGGUUCUGCUUUCACUAUUGCACACGAAAUCGGCCACAAUUUUGGGAUGAACCACGAUGGGAUCGGGAAUUCCUGUGGUACCAAAGGCCACGAGACGGCCAAACUGAUGGCCGCCCAUAUAACAGCCAACACCAACCCUUUCUCCUGGUCCGCCUGCAGCAAAGACUACAUCACCAGCUUUCUCGACUCAGGUCGGGGGACGUGUCUGGACAAUGAACCUCUGAAACGAGACUUCCUGUACCCAACAGUGGCCCCGGGGCAGGUGUACGAUGCAGACGAGCAGUGUCGCUUCCAGUACGGAGCCUCCUCACGCCAGUGCAAGUAUGGGGAAGUGUGUAGAGAGCUCUGGUGCCUUAGCAAAAGCAACCGCUGUGUAACUAACAGUAUCCCUGCUGCAGAGGGGACCCUGUGCCAGACCGGCAGCAUUGACAAAGGGCUCAGUGGAGCCUUUGAGGACCGGGGCCCACGGACAGGGUCCUGGACAACACAGGGGGCCCCAGUGGGUGCUACCAAGGAGUGCGUGGCGUUCGGUACUGGCCUCAGAGUGUGGACGGCGGCUUGGUGGGCCCUGUUCCAUGUGGGGGAGUGCAGCAGGACUGUGGGUGGCGGUGGUAUCCUCCUCCAUGAGGGGCACUGCCCGUCUGGAGGAGGCAAGUACUGUCUCGGAGAGAGGAAACGUUACAGAUCCUGUAACACCGACGCCUGCCCUGUAGGAUCUCGUGAUUUCCGAGAGAAGCAAUGCGCUGAUUUUGACAGCAUGCCUUUCCGUGGAAAAUACUACAACUGGAAGCCUUACACUGGUGGUGGUGUGAAGCCCUGUGCGUUGAACUGCUUGGCAGAGGGCUAUAAUUUCUACACAGAGCGCUCUCCUGCAGUCAUAGACGGCACCCGAUGUCAGGCUGACUCUCUAGACAUCUGCAUCAAUGGAGAGUGUAAGCAUGUAGGCUGCGACAACAUCCUGAGCUCUGAUGCUAAAGAAGACCGGUGCCGCGUGUGUGGAGGCGACGGCAGCACCUGCGAGGCGACCGAGGGACUCUUCAACGAGUCUCUCCCCAGAGGAGGCUACAUGGAGGUGGUUCAGAUCCCAAAAGGAUCGGUUCACAUCGAGGUCAAAGAACUUGCCAUGUCGAAGAAUUAUAUCGCUUUGAAAUCCGAAGGGGAUGAUUAUUACAUCAAUGGAGCGUGGACCAUCGACUGGCCCAGGAAGUUUGACAUUGCGGGGACGGCCUUCCACUACAAGAGACCCUCUGAUGAACCGGAGUCUUUAGAGGCGCUGGGAGCCACCACUGAAAACCUGAUUGUCAUGGUCCUCCUUCAGGAACAGAACAUGGGAAUACGCUACAAGUUCAACGUGCCCAUCCAGCGCACAGGAAGUGGCGACAACGAGGUGGGCUUCUCCUGGCACCACCUGCCCUGGUCUGAAUGCUCGGCUACCUGCGCUGGAGGUUCCCAGAAGCAGGAAGUGGUGUGUAAGAGGCUGGAUGAUAACUCGGUGGUCCAGAACAGCUACUGUGACCCAGACAACAAACCUCCAGAGAACCAGAGAGACUGCAACACUGAGUCGUGUCCUCCAGAGUGGUUUAUUGGCGACUGGUCGGAGUGCGGGAAGACCUGUGACGGCGGGAUGAGGACGAGGACGGUGCUGUGUAUCAGGAAGAUUGGCCCUGCUGAGGAGGAGACACUGGAGGACACCCACUGUCUGACUCACCGCCCCAUCGAACGAGAGUCGUGCAACAACCAGUCCUGCCCACCGAAGUGGGUCACUCUGGAUUGGUCAGAGUGCACGCCUAAAUGUGGCCCCGGCUUCAAGCACCGCAUCGCCUUGUGUAAGAGCAGUGACCUGACCAAGACCUUCCCGCCCACCCAUUGCCCGAGCCACAACAAACCUCCGGUCCGAAUCCGCUGCAGUUUAGGACGCUGUCCUCCUCCUCGCUGGAUCCCUGGCGAAUGGGGACAGUGUUCGGCCCAGUGCGGCCUCGGCCAGCAGAUGAGGACGGUGCAGUGCCUGUCCUACACCGGGCAGCCGUCUAACGAGUGCGCAGAGUCCCUCCGACCCACCACCAUGCAGCAGUGUGAGAGCAAGUGCGACGCCACCCCCAUCUCCAAUGGCGACG
This is a messenger RNA of Morone saxatilis (striped sea-bass), 4091 nucleotides long. It is a transcript of the gene adamts6, whose product is annotated as ADAM metallopeptidase with thrombospondin type 1 motif, 6. Gene Ontology annotation, biological process: extracellular matrix organization; proteolysis. Gene Ontology annotation, cellular component: extracellular matrix. The record is from RefSeq and is a predicted model, not a curated record. Gene Ontology annotation, molecular function: metalloendopeptidase activity. Lineage: Eukaryota; Metazoa; Chordata; Actinopteri; Moronidae.